CCCAGGGAGGGACCCCCGCGACUCCUGCUCGGGAUGUCGGCGCGGCCGCCAGGCGGGCCCGCAGCCGGAGGGGAGGGAGCCGGCGCAGCUCCCCGCCCGGCCCGGCCGAGACGCCCCCGAGGCGAGCUUGGCGGCCCUCACCAUGAUGCCGCGGGACAGAGACGCUCGGCCGCCGCGUCUCCAGGCAACCGUCACCCAAACCUCGCGAGAAGCGCGGGCCGCGCAGCCGCCCCUGACGACCGCCCUGGCAACGGGGCGGGGCCGCCGUGGCUCCCGCGCUCGCGGGCUGGGCGGAGGGGAGGGGGCGGCCUCGGCCGGGAUUGGGCCCCGCUACCCCAGUCCCGGCCUUGGAGGGGGCUCCGCUCGGGAAGUGCCCGCAAAGCGGGAUCAGCCCCUCCCCCACAUUGUGCUUAACCAGAAGAAGGCACUCCUGUCCACGUACAGAGUGCCACUUGGCCUGCAGUGUCGGUGCCCGAUUCGAGCGUUGGGCAGCCCCGGCUCCCCCUCUGCCCGGGCCCGGCAGCGACCCGGCUGCGGGAGCGGCAAAGCCUCGGGGGCACCGCGUGCUCCCAGGAGGGCUCGGCGCUUUUGAGCAGCGGCUCCCGCGCGGAGCAGGCGAGGCGCGCCGGUCUCGGUCGCGGGAGGCGCAUCUGCAGCUCCGCCCCGCCAGGCCGGUCCCCCGAAGAGCCGCCACGCUGCCCUCUCCCGAGCAGACGGCGGGUCGGUGUCCGGAGAGAAGGCGGGCGCCAGGCUCGGCCAGGCUCGCCCCCGGGCUGUUCGCUGCAUGCCGGAGGCCGGGGGAGCAUCGCGCCCUUCCGUCCGCAGGCACGCGGGUGACACCCUGAGCCGUGGCACUCGGCUUGUGCUCAGACGAGCCCUCGCCCUCCUGAGGUCAAGAGAGGCGACUGCUCGGUUCCGAUGCCCGCCCGCGGCUCGCCCCGCCCGGCGUCUCCUCCCCUUGCCCUGCGCCGCUCGACGGCUCCCUGCCUCCUCCGGGCUGUAAUGCGGCGGCGGCGGCGGCCGGGCGCGCUCGCCCCCCCUCCCCGCCCUGCGCCCUCCCCCGCGCCGGGCCCGCUCCUCCCCGCCAGCGAAGUGCGCUCAGGCGGCGGCGGCUGCAGUGGUGGCGGCGGCGCGGAGGGAGGCGGAAGCGGCGCAGCGAGCAUCUGGUGCAGCCGGGACGGAUGGAGACGCCGGGAGGGGCCGCCCCGCCGGGUGAGUGACUCGGCCGGCGCGGAAGGCGAGGCGCGUCUGGAGGCGGCUGGCGGCGCGGACGGGCAACUGUUGCUCGAAGGGGCUGCCAGAUGGGGAGCCCUGGCGGGGCCCAGAGGGUCGGCCCGACGCUGCGGCGAGGGAUGCGCCGGGAGGGGGAGCGUUCCCCGUUCGGUGGACAAAAGGCUUUCUGCCCUCGGGGAAGGACAGGGCUGCUGAAACCGAGGCGGCUCCAAAGAGCUAAGGCGGCUUCGGCAAAUAAGCCUCCCCACCACCUCCCCCGUCGGUCUUUAGUCUUUAGGCGCUGGAGGCUAGAGACGCGGCGGAGCUCGUGGCCGCGUUUAAGCCAAAGGGAACUGAGUUGCCCGAGGGGCGGCAAGGCAAGUUGUGGCCUCUGGGGAUGCCUGGAGCACGCAGUGGGGUGUGACUGGAAUGCCCUUGGACUCCUAUCGCUAAAAAGCAUGUGUGAAUGUGCGCGAGGAAGGAAGCGUGCCUUUUGGGGGGUCGGUACCUGCUACCACUCACAAAAGCUUCUAGAGCUUUGGGUGUAUUGCAGCCUUGGUUUCAAGAGCUUACAUGCCUGGGUGCCCUGAUCCAGGCGGGGUGUUUGUUUUUACCAUCCUGGAAACUUCCAAAUUCCAAAGGGGGCAGUGACUUGACGGGAUUGAUCAGUGAUCCCCAAAAUUCAGUGCCACCCCCCCCCAAACUGAUGGUUGUAGGGAAGGGCUGCCAGUUUGGCAGAUUCAGCCUGGGUGAUUUGGACCUCAGCGGAAGCUGCCGGGCCCAGCCCCCUCUUCCCUUGCUGUGCCAGCCUGCAGCCCUGAGCCAGGCCCGGCUGAGGUCCUAUAACGUGAGUCAGCAGCAGCGGUCCUGGGGGUGGCGGUGAGAGUCUUCCAAGCCCCGUUUUGACUCAGGGCGGCUGCUGGAUCAGAGAAAACCAGGGAGGAGGUGGAGGUGGGGGGGGGAGCAGCCUGCUCUGUGCCCAGGGAGGGGCUGCUGGAGGCAGGUGGAAGUGUAAAGGGGACCUGAGAGGGUUGGAAGGCAGCCCGGCUGAGAAAGGGCUUCUACCAAGCAGCUCUCCAGCCAGAGCAGCUCACAAGCCUUGAACUCUCUGAACUGACUGCAUCCCUCCAGUCUUGUCCAGUCUCAGCUGCAGCAUCUCCAGGCCACACAGCUGACCUUUCUGCUUUCCGUGCUGCAAAUUUCCCACCUGCCAAAAGAAACAGGCGAGAUCCAAGAAGGUUGACUGAGUGUCUCCUUGUUCUGAGAACUCUUUCCAGCCCUCCCAGAAAGAAGUGGCCCCUCUGAGCAGCUACUUCAGGAUGGGGGGACCCGUGGUUGGCUCUUCGUGCAGGCGAACUGCUUGCUCUAGGCAGAGACACCCCAGCUAGAAAAGGGAGCCAGGCCAAGCGUGAAAGUGGAUCAGCAGAAUUAGAGAGAAGGCAGACAGAGUUUCAAAUGGGAAACGAAAGUAAUCCACCGGGAGGAAUUGGCGGUCCAGUCCUUUAGGGGAACCAUUGGGGCCAAGUAUGGAGAGCUGUGACCCUUAUUGGGCUGCUUGAAAUGCAGACCCUGAAGGGUGCUUGGCCUGCUGGAGGUGGCAGGGCUUGAGCUGCCUCCUCUGCCUCACAGGACCCCUGAGCCCAGCUCCACCCCUCCCCCAAGGCAGAGUGGUCCCCAGCAUGUUGCCCCCAGAGCGCCCAAGGGAUGGGUGUGAUCUCUGCUGGAGGAACUGAGCAGGGCGUGGGCUUGUCAGAGGGAGAUUCCCAACUUCCUGGGGGCACCCUGGUCCCAGCCCUCUGGGUGCAGCUCCUGUGCAUGAAAUCAGUCCUGCUGCAGAACAGGAAUAGCCACACCAGCGUGGCAGACUGUGGUGGGUCGGAGGGAGGCAGCCGUAUGCUCCUGCCUUUACUGAGCGUGUCUGGCCAAAUGCUGGAGGCGGAGGAGUGGAUAGGCAGCCCUGGGGAGGAGGAGGGCAUUUACGAGGGCCCUCAGGCCAGCAACAUCUUAGGGAUCCUGCUGAAAUGGCCACCACCAGACAUCGUCAGGUUGCCCUUGCAGAGCUGCGGGGCCGUCCCAGUGCUCCUUUCCAUCGGUGGUGGGCACAUGACUUACGGGAAGGGGCAGGCAGACCCUGCUUGAAAGGGGCUUCUGGCUGACUUCUGAGGCCGUCGGUCUCUUCCCAGAAGCAGCCAAGUGGACAACAGGCUCUCAAACCCCCCCCCCCCCAAGCAAAAAGGCCAGAUGAAGAGGGGCAGAAAAGAGGCCUUCAGAAAGGGAGAUGCUUCCAAGCUCAACUCUUUUUGCAAGCUGGUCAUGCUGGCCUCAGCCUGCUGAGACCCAGAAGUAUCCCAGUAUAUUCACCUCUCCUUUGCGACUUUCCCACACUCUGCUUGUUAAAAACCUGGGCAUGAAUAAUUCAGGACUUUGAGGUCUGGGUGCUGUUUUUCUCCCUUCUGCCUGGCUUCCCCUCCCUCUCCUCCCCAUAUAUAAAGCUGGGAUGUUCCCCAGGAACCCACAGCAGCAGCAGCCUGCCCCUUGCCAGCACCCCAGCUGGCUCUAGGAGCCAAAUCAGUUUGUGGGUUGCAAGAGCUGGAAGUCUCUUGUGCUGCCAUAAAAGGCCAGGACCAGUAAGGAGGUUUUGGCCAUGGCUUGUGGCUCCACUCGGGUUCCAUCUUUAAAUUCUUCCCCUAAAUUUGUUCCUGCAGGUGUUCAGCCCGGCCUCCUGUCACCUUGUUCUCAGCCGCAGGAGGGUGGAGAGGAAACCCAAGGCCGCCCCACCUCUUGGCUUGUUUUCUGCUCUCGAGGCUUGUGCCAGGCGUCGGUCCUCUCGGCUGACCCCCUUCCAGGGUGCAACUGCCCUCAAAUGGAUUUGCCUCCCAAGGGUCCCUCAGACCUUUGGGGGAGAUACGUUUGGGGACAGUCUCAGGCUUCUGCAGACGAGCAAAUGGGGUAUCUGAGCAAGAAGCAGCCGUGAGGACCUGCUGAGGGAGGGCUGUGGGUCAAAGCUCUUGCCUGGUGCACCCGCUUGUGCAGGCAAUCACAUCCAUUCACAUCCAGACACAAGUAGCUACACCUCCCCUCACUCAUUUUCUGCUUGCAGAGUUUAAACUCCCCCCUUGCUGCAACUCCCCUUCCCUGCUAACUGGCAACAGUGAUGGAAAAGGACAACCUGGGUGAUCCAGAUGGCAUUCCGUCAGGGAAGAGGGUGCCCGAGGAGAGCCAGGCUUGCAAGGCUCCUUCCAGAAUGCAGCCAGGGCAGGACCACUGCAUGGCCUGAAGUGCCUUCUCUGAGAUGGCUCAGUUCCUUCCCCCUUAGAGACACCCCCCCCCCCAUGGUUCAUUGGAGCAGACACUGCUGGCAAUUCAAUGGCAGGCAGGUGUCCUCAGAAAGGCAGCUGCAGAGAGAGGCCCCUGUGCAGUCAGGCUUGCUGCCGCUCUCCCAGGGCACCUCCAGGAGGCCGAGCCUCCCCCCCUGCAGAGGGGUAGAGCGUUACUGAGGCAUACCAGGCAAAAAGCCAGCUCUGGGGCCCCAUUUGCCUCUCCCUCCCCAGGACAGAUCAGCCUUUGUCUUCUUACCACCUGCUCCAAAAGAAGCCGGCCUGUUGUCUCUGCAGGCGCGAGGCUGGGUGCCAGGGUGGAGUCUUAGGUUCCUGGUACCCCACAGCUGCUGCUCAUCAGCUCUGCAGACGCCCGUCUGGAGGGCUCUUCUGAGGUGGGGGGUGCUGACUGCACAAACAGCCAGCGGUCAGGAAAUGGCCCUCCUGGGAGGGGGUGGACUCGGGCUGAGCAGGCAGGAAUUGCCCAGCCGAAGCGGCCAUCGGUGGCAGAGCAGCCCCUCUGCAACCCACGCCCAAGGCCCCCCUUCGCCAACAGGGAAGAGGCCAGGGGAGGGGGCCUUUACGGGGGGGGGGGUUGUGGUCAGUCCCCUGAGUGGCGCUAGGAGCCUUCCUCCUCCAGGUGGCUCCCGCUGGACAGGCAAGGAGCCAUGGCUGAAGCUGGUGAAGUGCCACCCUUCCCUGGUGAACUAGGAGGCAGCUGUGAGGCUGAGCAGGCGGCCUCUCCAUCCCAAUACCCCCUUCCGCAAUGCCCCCUUUUGUCAUUUCAGAGCUGACCCAGGAAACCCCAACACUGGAGGCGCAGACCCACAUCACCCUCUCCACGCAUGGGCGGGCGGACGCACCCCGCAGCCCCCCGGCUGAGGAGGAAGGAGGGGCCCCGGUCCCCACGGCAGGGCUGCUGCAGGUUGCAGAGCGUCGGCAACCCCUGAGCAGCGUUUCCUCUCUCGAGGUGCACUUCGACCUCCUAGACUUCACGGAGCUGACAGAUGUGUCUGACCAAGAGCUGGCCGAGGUCUUUGCUGAUUCCGAUGAGGAGAAUGCAGCCCAAGAGCCCCCAGCUGGACCACAUCCCCACUCGACCCCCAGAGCCGGCUACCUUCGCUCCCCCUCCUGGACAAGGACAAAAGCUGAAGCGGGGCGGGAGAAGAAGCACCUCGGCGAUUCCAAGCUCCGAGCUGAGGCUUUCCUGGCUGUGGAAAAGCCAAAAGAGGAAUAAGUGGGGGGAGGGCAGGAGCCCCACCCAGGUGCCAAUCUUCACUCUUGCACUGUCCGUCAUUUGGGACCUUAAGGCACCUGUUCAUUCCUCCUGCACAACUGGGACCUUUUCAAGCUGCACCUUGUGCCAAGAGCCCCCCUUCCUCCUUGCCCACCACUGACUUUGCCCAUCUCCUUUCAGACCCCAGCAGACACCCCCCACCGCUGGGCUUCCCAUGUCCUGCAGGCACUUUGAACCUUCCACUGCUCCUUUGGUUGAGAAGGUAGUCUGAGUGGGGGGUGCUCUCCCAACCUUAUUUGGGGAGGCUGGGGGUGAGAGCUGCCGAAGCCCGAAGGAGGGCGACUUCAGCCGUGUGCCUUGAGUGCUGCUGGGCUGAGCCAGGAAGCUCCUCUGCCAAGGCAAGCAACUCAUUAUACCAAAGGAACUGAGGGGCGAACACAGCACCAUCUCGGGGGCACUGAAGCCACGAGAAUCCUGGAACUUUGCUCCGCUCCAAGCACACGUCGUCUCCAAUGGCCUUAACUCUUGCCCAUUGCUCCACAGCUUUGUGCAAAGUGCACAGCACCAACGCAACUGGCCCCAACUUCAGCUGGGCUCUAGGAUAUCUCCCUGGAGCCGAUGCCCACCUAUGUCGCAGCAGAGUGCCUUCCUCAGCCGAAAAACUUUUCUCGAGAGGCAGCUGGCCAGGGGUGUGGCGUGGCAGGGCUGGCAAGGCCCAGACGGCUGCUGUAGUUGCUCACCAACCUCCCAGGGGAUCAAGAGAGCUGAGCCAAGCAAGGAGAAGCGACGGGCGUGAAGCAGGAUCCCAGGUGCUUCCAGAGCCCCCACCUGUGACCAGACCCUUUGAGAGGAAGAGUGAGAGUGGUUCAGGCUUCUGGGGGACAGCAGAGACCUUCUUCCCCCAUCUCCCCCUAUCAGGAGGGCCUCCAUGGAGCUGGAGGGGAGCCAGCCUGCAAGGCUCCCUUGAGUUUGCCUUCUCCCUUCAGUCACUGAUCCUCCAAGGCACCCGUUAGUUCAGCCUUCACCAGUUUGGAGUUCUUCAUGACCUUCCCACCUUUCUCGGUAAGAAGAGUGGGACGGGGGGUGGGGGGCUACGGGGGCAGACUCCGAGCACAGUGUCCCUCCCCGCCCUCUGGAUGCACCUUUUGCCUGCCUGACUCAGGACAGGGCAAGAGUUUGCAUUGCUAACUCAAGUCAUUCACUUCAGCCGAGAAAACACCAUAUAAUCUGAUGCCGGUUGCUAUUAAACCCCGCCUGCCAGGGAGCUCAGCUUUAGGGGGAGGUGGCUGUUCUUGGCACUAUCAGCAAGGGGCCUGGCUGGUGCUCUGCCACCCUCUCCUGCCCUGUUUUUGCAGCUCUUGCCCAGCCUUCCCCGGACUGUUGGACCAGGAUGGGCUGCCCAGCCGGCACCCCUGGCCUUGUUCAUUCAGUCAGUCUGCGGUCUCUUCUUCAGCAGCAACCAGCCCAGGAGAAGGUGCCUCUAUUAGAGCAGCAGAGGCACAAGGGACAGGCAGCCACCCGAAGCUGCCAGAGACAGGAGACAUCCUCGCUGUGGCCAGCCAAGAUGCCUGCCACGCUUCCCUUUGCUUUUCCUUGCUGCAGCUGCUCUCCGGGGCCAAGAACGGGGAGAGGCUCUGCGGAUGAGGCCUCCCACUUCAGGGUCACUUGGGCUUGGAGAGACCCAUCUGGCUGACUUGGAGAUCAGCUCCCAAGGCCACCCGUGUUACAUCCAACAUGAAAACCAAACCCCAGGAAGGCAGCUCAGACUUGUUCUCGGUGGGGCUUUUUUGCAAACCAGAAAAAUAAAAAUUCCCCUGGUUGGUAGCAAGAAUGGCUUCAGCUCUCCAUAUCCUUUAGGGCCACCCAGAGGCACUGAAGCAAACUUUUUCAAUGCAAACGUCAUAAGGGGGCGUGGGGAGAGGCCACUCCUAGGCAACAAUUUCAUCUGGAUUCCUGGAUAGACAUGUAGGCAGGGAUCCCCCUGGCACAAAAGGGGGGCAACAGGGAUGGGCCAAGCAGAAGUCCUGGUCCAAAGCCCAUCAGCAACCCUCAACCCCCCUCCCCCCAGCCCAGUCCUAUGCAGGUCCAAGUUUGGAGCGGCCACCUCCUCCCUUAAGCAGCACAACAGCCCCCGUUGCCCUUGCAGGCCCUGCUGAAUCUUGGCCACAUCCUGGCUGCAUCGGGGAUGGACGCCCCAGUCUUCUUGACAUUCCAGGCUGCAUGUUGGGGUCAAGCACAGAUACGCCAAGUACCAAUUGUUGGCUUUUCCUCAGCUAGACAGUGUCAGCCUCUUGUGCAGCAAACCCCUUACAAGAUGAUACAGCUACCCUCGCCUGAUUACGUACAGCUGCGCAAUAAAAGAGAGAUGCUUGCUGUUGGCCUAAUGGUUAGGGCACCAAGGAAGCAAGGCCCAACGCACAAGGAAAGGGGUGCACAUUUGCAUUCUAAACACCAAGGAGCACUUUCUUGGGCCCCAGCAUCAAGGAAAGAAUGGCUAAACUCUCAGGAGGAAAGCAAGAUCUUCACAAGGGCAGCCAACUCCAGUUUUUUGCAAAGCAAGGUCCGCCUGGGAUCUCACCAAUACUCCACCCAACCAGUCUGGUGUCCUCAGUACUUGGAACCUCCAUCUUUGUUGUGUUUCUUCCGUGCUCUGCGUUCCCCCUAUUUUACCCCCCACCCCUUUGGAUUCAAUUCUGCCCGUACUUGUACAGCACCCCUCUGCUACCUCCGAUGUUCUGGUAAUUAAAGUUGUUUCAAAUGGUCUCUGUAGGGUUUUUG
This is a messenger RNA of Crotalus tigris (Tiger rattlesnake), 8544 nucleotides long. It is a transcript of the gene DBNDD1, whose product is annotated as dysbindin domain containing 1. Gene Ontology annotation, biological process: negative regulation of protein kinase activity. The transcript is spliced from 4 exons. Bases 5296 to 5766 code for a protein of 156 amino acids. Lineage: Eukaryota; Metazoa; Chordata; Lepidosauria; Squamata; Viperidae. The record is from RefSeq and is a predicted model, not a curated record. Gene Ontology annotation, cellular component: cytoplasm.